CCACUAACUUUACAAUCAAUUUUAUACAUUAUAAUAUAUAUAUCGUGGAAACCACUUGUCUAUCUCUUCUAUCAAUUUAUUACUAUUAUUAAAACCCCACCUACUCAAAUAAAUCCCCAGAUCCAUAAAAUAGCUGACACCCAUAAUUACUCAGAUAAUUCAACUCCAUUUUAUAACCCAAAAACCCCUUCAGGAUUCAAAACCCAAAAGUUUCCUCUUUUAGAAAGAAAGGAAAACAUGAGAAAUCUUUCAUUUAGUGAUGAAGAUAAUCAAAGUGAGUUACCAAAAACAGCAAUUUGGUGGUGGAGAACACCUCAAGAUUUUGAUGAAAAUGGUCAUCUUAAAGUUGACAUUUCUAAUCUUUCAAACCUUACACCUAGGCUUAAACUUCUUAGAGAAAUGGAGAGAUUGGCUUUGAUUUCAAGUGAGGGAAUUGAAGAUCUCAGACACAAGCUUAUUACUUACAGGUGUGGGGAUUUUUGGUUACCAGUAGGAGGAAUAAAGAAAGAAGAUAUGGAUAUACCGCCAGUGAUCACACUUCUACUAGUGGGGCUAUCUGCUUCUGGGAAAAGCUCUCUUGUUAAUUAUAUGUAUAGUGUUCUUGGUCGAUCUGGCCUCAUUCCUUUUGCUCAAACUUCAAGUGGGAAUUCACACUAUACAACCAUGUUCUUGGAAGAACACAAUGUUUUGAGAUCAAUGAGAAGUGGAUUUUGUGUGUAUGAUACAAGGGGCUUGGAUUCUAAUGAUAUGAACGAGGGUUUAGAGGAGGUUUCGACAUGGAUGACUCGUGGAGUUCGCCAUAAUCAACCUUGUCUUAGACAUGGUGAUUAUAAGCUUAUUAAUGGUGGCGGAACAGAUGCUAGUUCUUUACGAUCAAAUACAAGGUACACUAAGAGAAAAAUUGAUUGUGUAGUAGUUGUGGCUGACUUAUCGGAGAUUAACAAGGCUUUCAAUUCUGGAGAUUUGAAGCCUGUGGAGACCUUGAAGAAUCUCUUCAACAACCCUUGUAUAAGGAAAUCAAACGAGAAUCCGUUAUUAAUACUAACACAUGGUGACAUGAUUAGCGCGGAGGAAAGGAUUACCAGCAGGCUGAAAAUAUGCGAAUAUUUAGGGAUACCGGAGACGACAGGCGCCUAUGAUAUAGCUUGCCUGACAGAGCAGGGGAUAUUGCCAGAAGAAUCAGAUCCAGUAGCAGCAUUUGCCCUAACUGAAGCAGUGUAUAGAUCUCUAAUGCAAUCUGAUAGAAACCAUCUCCCUAAGAAGAAUUGGAAGGAUUGGAUUGUGCUUUUUGUGGCAUGGAUCAUGUGUUGCAUUGGUUCCUUCUUUGCAAUGCUUGCACAUUUCUUCUCAAGAUUUAGCCAUCACAAUAACAAACUUAAGUAUUAAAAGUACUUUCUCUAUUAGGUCCAGUGGCGGAGCUACAUGUAAUAAAGGGGGUUUAAUGGGAUUUUAUUUAUUCUAAAGUUAUACCGUGAUAGGUUUGGUUCAAAAUUGUUUUACGUCUCCGGUUCAAAUUUUAAGAAUGAUAUUCUUACAUUUUUUUUAGUUCUAUGUUGAACUUUCUUGCUCCGCCA
Messenger RNA from Nicotiana tabacum (common tobacco), 1574 nucleotides. RefSeq lists its product as uncharacterized. Lineage: Eukaryota; Viridiplantae; Streptophyta; Magnoliopsida; Solanales; Solanaceae. The record is from RefSeq and is a predicted model, not a curated record.